AUGGAAGUCUUAUAACAUAUAUUAAAAACUUAAGGAACUAAUGUAACAAUUAUAGAUCUAGAAUUUAAGUAUCAUUUGAUAUCUAUAUCAAUAGAUCAAUUGAAAAUUUAGAGGAAUUAUUACCAUAAUUAGCAAAUUUUAGCAAUUUAAAAGAAGUAAUUUCUAAAUAAUAUAACUAGCUCAAUUUACAUGGGAAUCGUUUGGCUUACUUGCCUGAUGAUUUAAGUUUGCUAGACACUGUUGAAGUUCUUGAUAUUUCUAAUAAUAUAUUCUCUGAUGUAAAUCUAUAUAUAUACAAUUAUUUUAGUUAGGCUAAGUAGUAGAUGCUUUAUCAACAAUGCCUAAUUUGAUUCAUCUUGAGAUUACAUUAUAAUCAAAAGAGGAGGAACAAUAUAUUUUAGAAUGCCUUACGAAUCUCCAAAUUUUGAAUUCUCAAAAAGUGAAUGGAGAUUAGGAUGGAGGUGAUGAAACCUUAGAAUAAUAAAGUGAAUAAUAAUCUGAGAGAUCCAUUAGUGCAGUUUAAGAUAUUACACUUUAACAAUAUGAUCUUGAAUAGAUGGCUGUAUUUUAAUAAUGAAUAGUUUUAGAUAUUAUAUGAUAGCAUAAGAGAAUAUAAGAAGGAAGAUUAAGAAGAUAAAUAAUUUGAUCAAUAAAUAAGAACAAUAAUGCUUGAUCUAUAAUCUAAAUUAAAAUAAAACAAUCCUGAUCAUUUAACCAAUCUUUAUAUUUUAACAGUAAAUCUUCAUUAUAAACUUAGGCAAAAUUUAACUUAUAUGAAAUCUGCUUUAAAUCAAUAAUUAAAUAUUUUAAAGUAAAUGAUAAAAAAUUAGAUGUUAUAAUUACUAAAAUUCAUGAUAUGCAUUUGUAAAUAUUUAAUGAUAUGUCUAAUGUGAUUUAAAAUUUCAAACCAUAGUCUAAAAAUUAAUCUUUAAUUAAUGAUAAUAAAAAAUAAGUGAAUCAAUCACAAUAAGGAGAUAAAACAAUUGAAAAUAGAUUAAGAUUAGAAUUAUCUGAACUUUAAUAAUAAAAUGCUGAAUUAGAAAAAGAAAAUAAAAGAUAUUUAGAUUUACUCAUAAAACAUUCAAAAGGUGAUAGGGCAUCAUUGCCUAAUUCUGAACAUACACUCAAAUAAUAAAAUGACUCUUAUCAAUCUUAAAAUUAUUCAAAAAAUCAAUCAUCCUCUAUUCAAUAAAAUAAUGCUAUAUUUUAAUCAAAAUAAUCUUAAAAUCUUAAUUCAGUACCUUAAUAAAUAAAUGUUAGACACUUGACAUUGAAGCAAUUAAAAGAUGUUAUUAAUGAAAUUUAUGAAAGUAAACAAAAAUUUGAUUAAAAAUGUGCUGAUUCUAAAUUACCUAGAGAAACUAUGGAAUAACAUAUGUAUACUUAUCUAAAUUAGAAAUAUGGACUUAAAAGUCUUAUAAUAGAAUGGGCAACAUCAAUUAUUAAUGCACUUAAAAAGUAUUCAGCAGAAGAUAAUGAUGUGGCUGUAUUUGGUAAAAUCCUUAGAAAUGAAUGUGAUGAAGAAUUUCGAUUUGUUUAGACAUAAGUUAAAAAUACUAUGCAAGAAUUAUUAAAAGUAUUCAUUAUAAUAAAAUUAUAGAUGUAUUUAAGAGGGAAAUUUCCAUUGAAACAUUAAGCAGAAAUUAAGGAAAUGCUCAAUUAAAGGAUAAAUGGGUAACUUUAUGAAGAGGAAGCUGUAGAUAUUAUCAAAUAUAUGUACAAUUAAGAAGAUUCUGAAUUACUGCUAAAUAAAUUAAAAUCAUAUUAUAUUGUACCUCAGAAAAAUCCAGAUAGAAGAUUAACAAGGGAAGAAUAAUUAUCAUUGCUUUAAGAAAAAGAUAAAUAUAAAUUAGAAUAUUCAGUCUUUUAGAAAAUAAUAUUAGAUUUCUAACUAAAAUCACAUGAAAAAUAUUUGAAGAAAUUUAUUAUGACUUUUAAAUAAAUGGAUACAGAUGCUAAUGGAAUUAUUGAUGAAGUAAAUAAUAUAGUAUAAUUUAAAUAGAACGAAUUUAGAAAUUUGAUUGAUAUUUUAAAUUUUGGAGCAGAAGAUCUUGACAUUUAAAAAUAUUUGAAUAUUAUAGAUCCUUAUAGUCAUUAAUAAAUAACAUUUUCAUAAUGUGUGACUUUGUUUUCCUCAGAAUCUGUACCUGGUUCUAAUGGACAACUUCAAAUACUAUAAAAAAUAUCAGAAUAAUGA
Molecule: messenger RNA, 2197 nt
Organism: Paramecium pentaurelia
Lineage: Eukaryota; Ciliophora; Oligohymenophorea; Peniculida; Parameciidae
Source: the annotation of a GenBank genome assembly